AUGUCGAAACAAUAUCUCUCUUGCGGUUCUGCAGACAAUGCCCACCCUGUUGAUAUCUUCGCACUGGCCGUGACUGACAAGCAGAUCUUGUCGGCCUCGGGUACUUCUUCCCUCAAAGUUCACUCCACUACAGAUCCCGAUUUUCCGCUAGUACAGUCUAUUGACGGUGCCCAUAAAGUCGGGUGCCAUCAUGUGGUUACUAACGGAAAUGGUUCGAGGGCCGUCAGUAUUGGCUUUGGCGGUGAGAUCAUGAUUUGGUCUUGCCAUGACGGAGUCUGGGCAAAGGAUGAGGGAGCGUCUGUCAACAAGGCAACACCUGCGGACGUUUGGGCCAUCGCUUUGUCCGAAGAUGGUCAAUAUCUUGCCGGUGUUACGCAAGAUGGUCAUAUCAAGGUGUGGGAUCUGGACACUAAUGGCGAGGAAAUCCGAGACUAUGAAACCAAAGGUAGCUUCGGCACCUGCAUAGAUUUGUCCGCGGAUGGCCGCUUCAUAGCAAGCGGACACGAAAAUGGUAGUGUUUACAUUUUCAGUACAGAAAGCGGACGCAUGCCAUUCAGCCUAUCAGGCUUGGUUAAACCUGUACGAGCUGUUGCAUUCUCCCCUGGAGGAAAGUUUCUUGCUGCUGCUGGAGAUUCCAAGGUAAUUGUGCUUUAUGACACGUCCUCUGGUGAACAAGUGGCGAGUCUCUCGGGGCACACCGCAUGGGUCAUGUCGCUGUCGUGGAGCCCCACGGGGGAGUAUCUUCUCAGCGGGUCGUUUGAUGGAAAGGUCAAAGUUUGGUCGAUAGACACAAGAGCAUGUGUGGCCACCCAUUCCGAAACAGACAAAGCAAUCUGGAGUGUCAAGUGGCUGGCGAAGAUCGGAAGAUCAGUAGGAUUUGCCACGGCUGGUGCAAACAGGAGCAUAUCAUUCUACCGUGAGGCCACUGGUGGUUAG
Aspergillus tubingensis is the source of this 936-nucleotide messenger RNA. Its product is annotated as SKI complex subunit WD repeat protein SKI8. The transcript has 7 exons. The record is from RefSeq and is a predicted model, not a curated record. Gene Ontology annotation, cellular component: Cdc73/Paf1 complex. The coding region runs from base 1 to 936 and encodes 311 amino acids. Lineage: Eukaryota; Fungi; Ascomycota; Eurotiomycetes; Eurotiales; Aspergillaceae. Gene Ontology annotation, molecular function: protein binding.